Molecule: messenger RNA, 219 nt
Organism: Cylicostephanus goldi
Lineage: Eukaryota; Metazoa; Nematoda; Chromadorea; Rhabditida; Strongylidae
Source: the annotation of a GenBank genome assembly
AUGAGCACAGCUAACAAAGAGACGAGACAACUGGAUUUAUUGCGGUGUACUUUUGCGGGUCGUGUCGUCGUCGUCGUUGCUAUGUGUCCGCAGCCCUCAGCGGGUGGUAAUUUACAGUGCGAAACUCGUCUCGAAUCGCGCGGAUCGUUCCCACCGAUAUGGCAGCUCUCCUGCCCAUCUCGACGACCCGGCUCCGAUCCGCAAUCGAUGGUUCGUUAG